Messenger RNA from Paramecium sonneborni, 999 nucleotides. NCBI's taxonomy places the organism in Eukaryota, Ciliophora, Oligohymenophorea, Peniculida, Parameciidae. The record is from the annotation of a GenBank genome assembly.
AUGUAUAUAAUUAUAACAAUAGGAAUUACUCUAGCAUUAUCUUUAAUUAUUCAACUUACAAAACUCAACCCUACCAAAAAGCUAUUUCUUUUAGAUAUAUUUUUGGUCGUCUUAAUAGGAAUGAUUAUUUAUGAUGAAUUUAUUCACAAAUUUGAUGAUUUUGAAGAAUAAUUAUAAAAUGCAUUCUAAAAAUAAUAUCCUAUUGAAUACAAAUUAGAUGAAUUGAUAUAAAAAAAUAAUUUAUAAGAUCACUCAUAUCAUUUAUAUUAUGGAAUACAUUCAGAUGGAAUUUCAACUUUCUUAUAAUUCAUGAUUAAUCAAUCGUUAAAACAAAAGAAACAAGCCAUUUAUAUUGAUAUUUAAUCAGAAGUUUUAACAUAUGAAUAGGCAGUAUAAUUAUUUAAAGCUCCUAACAUGAAUGAAUUAAUUCUUUUUACAAAACUUAAACCAACAUUAAUUGUAAUUGAUAAUCUUGAUUUAUCAAUAAAUAAAAAAUAUUGCUAUAUAUGUUAAAUAUUAAGUAAUUUACAUUAAUCUAAUUCAACUACAAUUAUUGCAAGUGCUAAAAAUCUAAAAAAACUUAAUUUAAUGUUAGAUGAUUAUAAUAUUAAUGUUAUGGAGGUAAAGUAAUUUUAAAAUGGAAAAUAAAAUAAUUUUAGGUAUGAUUGGUAUGAAAUAUCAACAUAAAAUAAUAAAAGAUAUGAAGGUAUAAUUUUUAAUAUUAUUUUUAGAUUUUGUAAUCUAAAAAUAAAAAGAGUUUGUUUCAGAAUUAAGUGAAGAUGAAUUAAGUUUAAUGAAAGCAAUUCGAAAUUUAAUGUGUAAAAUUAAAUGUGAAAAUUAAGAAAUUAGAAUGGAUGAUAUGUAUAAAUGAAUUAAAAUUUUAGAACUUUUUAAUAUAGAGAUUUAAAGAGUUUGAUAGAUAAAAAUAUUCUAAUAGCAAUUUUUGGAUAAUUAAAAUUUUAUAAUAGCUUUAUAUUUGAUUCAUUAUAAAAUUUAUGA